AUGAGUGGUCUUUCCAGUAGAGUCAUGAACAUGAAGUUCAUGAAGAAGGCCGAUGCCGUGGACUCCCAAAACAAGGAGGAGGAACACAAGAAGAAGAUCAAAGACAUGUCUGAAUGGGUGCUGCCCUACCUGAAAACAAUGAUAGCCAAGAUGCAGAACGUCAACAAUAUCGAGACUGUUGGGUACGGAAGCAUCAAUGCAUUUGACGGUCCUGCUGACGGCGGAGACAGCUUCUACGGAAAUGUCCCAAGCGCAAGGAGGACUUGGGGCGCACCAAAGCCCGUGGAGCUUGAGGAAUUGAAGGUGAAG
Suhomyces tanzawaensis NRRL Y-17324 is the source of this 309-nucleotide messenger RNA. RefSeq lists its product as uncharacterized. NCBI's taxonomy places the organism in Eukaryota, Fungi, Ascomycota, Pichiomycetes, Serinales, Debaryomycetaceae. The record is from RefSeq and is a predicted model, not a curated record. The transcript has a single exon. The annotation marks the transcript as partial.